UUUCCUCUGGAAUCUGGUUUAUUUCUUAAUAUUUUCCUAAGUUCAUUAUCUUGUAUAACUGUAUGUGGAAACUUGCUGGUAAUAAUCGCCAUCAUUUACUUCAAACAGCUACACACUCCAACAAACGAUCUCAUUCUCUCUCUGGCUGUGGCUGACCUUCUUGUUGGUUUUGCAGUUUCUCCUCUUGCCAUAAAAUUCUCUAUGAGCUCAUGUCUUUAUCAAUAUAAUGUAUUCUGUAAAGUACGGAGCAGCUUUGCUGUGUCACUGUGCACAUCAUCUAUUCUGAACUUGUGUUGUAUUUCUGUUGACAGAUACUAUGCAGUGUGUAAGCCUCUGACAUAUAGGACUAAGAUAAGUGAUCAUGUUAUUGUGAUAAUGAUCCUGGUGAGCUGGGGUGUUGCUGUUGUAAUUGGAAUUAUUUUACUAAUUGCUGGAUUAAAUCAAAAAACAUGCACUAAUACGUGUUUACAUUUUGUUAUAGUGGCAAACAUUAUGGCACUUCUUCUUGCAUUUUAUCUCCCAAUGAUUGUAAUGCUGUGUAUCUACAUGAAGAUUUUCCUUGUUGCACAGAGACAGGCACGUAGCAUCCAGAACACAAAGUCUGGAGCAACUGUCAGUAAGAUGGAGAGAAAGGCCACCAAAACUCUGGCUAUUGUUAUGGGAGUUUUUCUGAUAUGUUGGUCCCCUUACUUUUUCUCUGUCACUGUUAAAGCCUUCAGUAAAGUUACAGUACCACCUGUUUUGCUGGAAUUACUUGACUGGUUUGCACUGUCAAAUUCAACGCUCAAUCCAUUUAUUUAUGCUUUCUUUUACAGCUGGUUCAGAUCAGCUUUCAGAAUCAUCAUUUCUGGAAAAAUAAUUCAAGGGACCUAUGCGCAGAUCUUAUUUGUCAACUUCAGUUCGGCAUUUAACACCAUUAUCCCAGACAUCCUCCAGUCCAAACUUAUCCAGCUCACUGUGCCUGCCCCCGCCUGUCACUACAUCCUGACCAACUUUCUGAUGGACAGGAAGCAGCAGGAACUAGCCACAUGGAUGAGCCUGGAUAUGGUCCUGAGAAGAGAUCUCCAGGAUGAGAAUGACUCACAGUGUCUUGGGUCCAGAGGUAACUCUGCAACAUGGACUGCACAAGAUAUCACCAAAGGACGGAUUUCAGGUUCAGACUCUGUGUCAACCAAGUCAAAGGUUGUCCCACUAUCAGUUGCAUGUGUUGCUGGCUUCAACAAGAAGUCUGGCCCUCUGAACCAUGUGCUGGGCAUCAAGGUGUUUGCAGGCAUGGAUCUUGAAGCAUGA
Monopterus albus (swamp eel) is the source of this 1290-nucleotide messenger RNA. RefSeq names its product trace amine-associated receptor 1-like. Gene Ontology annotation, cellular component: membrane. The transcript has 4 exons. Gene Ontology annotation, biological process: G protein-coupled receptor signaling pathway. Gene Ontology annotation, molecular function: trace-amine receptor activity. The annotation marks the transcript as partial. The record is from RefSeq and is a predicted model, not a curated record. Lineage: Eukaryota; Metazoa; Chordata; Actinopteri; Synbranchiformes; Synbranchidae.